This is a messenger RNA of Rhinichthys klamathensis goyatoka, 2964 nucleotides long. RefSeq names its product discoidin domain receptor tyrosine kinase 2a (gene ddr2a). Gene Ontology annotation, cellular component: membrane; signaling receptor complex. Gene Ontology annotation, biological process: positive regulation of kinase activity; protein phosphorylation; multicellular organism development. The record is from RefSeq and is a predicted model, not a curated record. The coding region runs from base 3 to 2552 and encodes 849 amino acids. NCBI's taxonomy places the organism in Eukaryota, Metazoa, Chordata, Actinopteri, Cypriniformes, Leuciscidae. Gene Ontology annotation, molecular function: collagen binding; ATP binding; protein tyrosine kinase collagen receptor activity. The transcript is spliced from 16 exons.
GAAUGAUGGUCCCAUCUCCGCCUGAGAUGAGGCAACUUUGGAAGAUGCUAUUUCCGCUCCUUAUUCUCCUUUACCUAUCAGGAGCUGUCAAGUCUCAAGUAAAUCCAGGUGUGUGUCGGUCCCCGUUAGGAAUGUCCAGAGGCCAGAUCUUAGAUGAAGACAUCUCAGCUUCCAGUCAGUGGUCUGACUCCACAGCAGCAAAAUAUGGCAGGCUGGACUGUGAGGAAGGAGAUGGUGCAUGGUGCCCUGAGAUAGCAGGAGACCCUGAGAAUAUGAACGAGUUCCUGGAGAUUGACCUCCGUUCUCUGCACUUCAUCACUCUGGUGGGCACUCAGGGACGUCACGCAGGGGGCAUUGGAAAUGAGUUUGCCCAAACAUACAAGAUCAAAUAUAGCCGCGAUGGCAGCCGCUGGAUCUCUUGGCGCAACAGGCAGGGCAAAGAGGUUAUUGAGGGGAACAGGAAUGCAUAUGACAUUGUGCUGAAGGACAUGGAGCCGCCCAUCAUUGCACGUUUUGUCCGCUUCAUGCCUGUCAUCGAUCACUCAAUGAACGUCUGCAUGCGUGUGGAACUGUAUGGCUGUGAGUGGCUGGAUGGCUUGGUUUCAUAUAAUUCUCCACUUGGCCAGCAGAUGACUCUCAGUGGACAGUAUAUUUAUCUCAAUGACUCGGUGUAUGAUGGAGCCAUGAGUUACAGUAUGACAGAAGGACUUGGACAACUGACGGAUGGCAUGUGUGGUCUCGAUGACUUCACACACAGUCACGUGUACAACGUAUGGCCUGGUUAUGACUAUGUCGGCUGGACCAACGAGAGCUUUCCCAAUGGUUAUGUUGAGAUCAUGUUUGAGUUUGACCGCACCCGCAACUUCACCACCAUGAAGGUGCACUGUAACAACAUGUUCUCCCAAAGGGUAAAGACCUUUCAGAAGGUGGUGUGUUAUUUCCGCUCAGAGUCAGACUGGGAGGCCACACCUAUAUCAUUCAGCCCUGUGAUGGAUGAUGUCAAUCCCAGUGCCCGCUUCGUCACCGUCUCACUCUACAAUCACAUGGCCAGUGCUAUUAAGUGUCAGUACUACUUUUCUGACAUCUGGAUGAUGUUCAGUGAAAUCACCUUCCAGUCAGAUACAGCCAUGUACAACACAACUCUGGCUCCGCCGAAGCCCGGUACUCCCACCAGUAAUCAACCAGAGGAUGACCCUACCCACAAAGUAGAUGACAGCAACACCCGGAUCCUGAUUGGCUGCUUGGUCGCCAUCAUCUUCAUCUUAGUGGCCAUUAUUGUUAUCAUACUAUGGAGACAAGUGUGGCAAAAGAUGCUUGAAAAGGUGUCUCGGAGGAUGCUGGACGAUGAACUAACUGCUAGUCUGUCAAUACAGAGUGAGACCUUCACCUAUAACAACAACAACAACAGCCCCUCCUCAGUGUCCAGCGAGCAGGAGUCCAACUCCACCUAUGAGCGCAUCUUCCCUCUGGGACCCGACUACCAAGAGCCCUCCCGUCUGGUCCGCAAACUGCCGGAGUUUUCCCAAACAUCCGAGGAUACCGCAUCAACAAGUACAGCUUCCAAGUCUCCUCCAGUGAGUGUGCAAGAGGGUGUCCCACAUUAUGCUGAGGCAGACAUAGUCAACCUGCAGGGUGUGACUGGGGGAAACACCUACGCUGUGCCCGCCCUCACCAUGGACCUGCUGUCAGGGAAGGAUGUCGCUGUGGAGGAAUUUCCUCGGAAACUGCUUACCUUUAAAGAAAAGCUGGGAGAAGGGCAGUUUGGAGAGGUGCAUUUGUGUGAAGCAGAAGGCAUGCAAGAUUUCAUGGAUGAGGACUUCUCCUUCGAUGUCAUUGAAAACCAAACAGUGCUUGUAGCUGUUAAGAUGCUUCGAGCGGAUGCCAAUAAAAACGCUAGGAAUGAUUUCUUGAAGGAGAUAAAGAUCAUGUCACGAUUGAAAGACCCCAACAUCAUCAGGCUGCUGGCAGUGUGUAUGAGCUCUGACCCUCUGUGUAUGAUCACCGAAUACAUGGAGAACGGAGACCUUAAUCAGUUCCUGUCUCGCCAUGAGCCUGAAGGCAUGAUCGCUCUCCUCAGCAACGCUCCAACAGUCAGCUACAGUAACCUGCACCACAUGACCACACAGAUCGCUUCAGGCAUGAAGUAUCUAUCUUCACUAAACUUUGUUCAUCGGGACUUGGCCACCCGCAACUGCCUUGUAGGGAAGAACUACACCAUCAAGAUUGCAGACUUCGGAAUGAGUAGGAACCUGUAUAGUGGAGACUACUACCGUAUCCAGGGAAGAGCGGUGCUGCCCAUCCGCUGGAUGUCCUGGGAGAGCAUUCUUCUGGGGAAAUUCACCACAUCCAGUGAUGUGUGGGCUUUUGGCGUGACCCUUUGGGAGAUGCUUACCUUCUGCAAAGAGCAGCCCUACUCACAGCUUUCAGAUGAGCAGGUCAUUGAAAACACAGGGGAGUUCUUUCGGGAUCAGAGGAGACAGUAUUUUCUUAUCCUCAGAUAUACCUGCCCCAGCCGCCAAUGUGUCCGGACCCCGUCUACAAGCUCAUGUUGAGCUGCUGGCACAGGAACACCAAAGAGCGUCCAUCUUUCCAGGAGAUUCAUCACACACUACAGGAAUGCAAGCCGUAGUGUCCACUUACGUGCCAACCUUGGCACUCCCAGAGACAUUUCAGUUCGCCCACAGGACUUCAGUCGACUACACACAUCAACACGCACUUAUACAUUCCCAUAUAUAGGAAGUUCGAUCAGAAUCUAUCAUUUUUUUCUGUAGCUAUUUUCACUGUGAGUGUGCAAAGGCAAACUGAUAUAUAAGUAUAUAUAUAGAUUGUAUGAUUGAACUAUACGCCCCCUAACUAAGUGCCUCAGUUGGCAUACAAUACCUGGGCAGCACUAGGCUAAAGAAAAUGUAGCAAUGAAUUUAUGCACCUUUAACACAGAAGAAUUGGAUUUUACACACUGUGUAU